AUGCGAGCUUUACUGUUCUUUUGUUUAAAAUUUUACUUCACUUCACUUUAUUAUUGUGCCGAUUUUGACAGUUAUGAAAUAAACCAACUUGAAGUCACACCAAUAUACGAUAUCAUUUUAUUUAAUGACAUAGCGGAAGUAAUUAAGGACUUCGACAAUGACUUGAAUACACCACCAGUUGCGAAAUCAUUAGCAUUAGAAAGUGAGAGCGAUGAAAAUAUCGAAGAUCUAUUACUUGAAUACCAGCACUACUUGGAUAAAGCUCACAAGCAACACGUCAAAUACUUAGAAAAAGUAACCGGUAAAAACAAAAUUCCACUUUUACGGCACGACAAGUAUCCCAAAAAGAAUAACCUUAAAACUGCUUUUGAGGAUUUCUAUCCAUUUUCAAGUAAAACGCAACAAAUAUUCCCGAAACUAGAAUCUUUAUCUCGUGUCUUUAAGGGCGAUACGGAGUUUUCGUAUACAACAUCUCGCUCCUUUUCUCCUAAUCUAUUUGAGCCAACUUAUGAUCGCAACUAUCUAUCUUCCAACAUACAAAAAAGUAAUACUUUGUCGUCGUGUUAUUGCAAAUCUAAUGAAAUUCCAUGUAAUUGUGGUUGUAAACAAUGCAUCAUACAAUUCGACUCUAUUAAUAGCAGUUUUAAUACGAAAUCACCUUUGCACUAUGACAAUUUAAAAGACCCGUUUUUACAACGUGAAGGAAAAACUGACAACGAUUUCAAAAUACGAAUAAAGGUUGACAUUAAACUUCCCAAAAUUAUAGAGAGAAUUGCUAAUUUUUUUAGUAAAAAAGAUCAUGGCAGCUCGGAAUCAGAUCCAACGUCUCGUAAAGAAUAUUCGAUGAACUAUAUUACACCGUAUUUCAAUGUUCCUAAUCCCAGUGACCUCUUAGGCUUUAACUCAAUGCCUCGAAUGUCUGAGUCUAUUCCUUUGCAAAGAAUAACUAUUCAUAAGAAAAAGAAAUUCCGCGGCAACUCAAAUAAGAAGCACAAAAAGAAGACAUUUAAUGUUCAUGAAAUUCAAACAGAUAAGAACACAGCAGUAAAACUUGAUACUAACGAAACCAUGCCCCAAACUAAAAAUCAGACGUUUCAAGGGAAAAAUAAUACAUUAUACAAGAACAAUAUUACGAAUAACAUCUCGGAAAAUACGAACUAUACAGCUAUUAAUAAAUCACAAAACCCUGAAAAUAAUAACCUUAAAAGUAACUCUAAAGAAAUUAUUUAUUUAACACUAAAUAUAUCAAAUGAAAACGAAAACCAUACAGACGAAAUGAAUAAACUAGAAAACAGCAUUGAAACUGGAUAUUUUAAAACAAAAGAUAAUUUCACUGCAAUAAAUCUAAACAGAGAAAAGAGAGACACUGCAAACAAAAACACUUCCGACUCCCUGGAUUUAUCUGUAAAACCAUUAAACGUGUUGAAUGAGACCCAUGACAAAAAGCUAGAUAAAUUACUAAAUGAUUCAAUUUUAUCAUAUUGGCCGGAAUCCCAGAAUGAGAGUUCCAAGACUCUAGCAAACAGUUCUAAAAAUAUAAAUUCACUUAUUUUUGACAUUGAAAAAAGAAAAUCUAAGUUCAAUAUGAGUAGUGACAACGUUCGUAACAAUCACUCAAUAGCUUUAGAAAGAGCUAUAUUUGGCGAAGUAGAUUGGAAUGAUGUAGAUACAGUUGCACCUGUCUUUAUAUCUUUUGUGGGGAAAUAUAUUCACGGAGUUUUAACAUUUUGCUCUGAUUCCGUAUGUCACUCAAUGAAAUGUGCCAAUAAAACGUGUGUACACAGAAAAUGUGAUACAGACAAUCGAUAUAACAAGAUGGGUCAUUGUUUGGGUAAUAACAGUACAGAUAGUGUAGCCAAAAUGGAAUCAAUUAUGGAUUUACCUUCGAAUUUGGCUCUUGAAAUAGUAGAUAUUUUACAAGAUAAAAUGCUUGGUAAAAUGUACGGAAAAAUUACUAUAUGUAUAGGUUUUAAAUGUGUAACAUUUGUAGCAUCAAAGAAGACAACAAUCAAGUAUAAAUGUACUUCAAAAGAAAUUAAUACUUUAAGUGAAUGCCCUUACAAUAAACAGCGUUAA
Molecule: messenger RNA, 2076 nt
Organism: Pieris macdunnoughi
Lineage: Eukaryota; Metazoa; Arthropoda; Insecta; Lepidoptera; Pieridae
Source: the annotation of a GenBank genome assembly